CAGACAUUACGCACGCAGUUCUUGCAGUGUCCAGUUCCCGUAAAAAGUUUCCACUAAUAGAACUUUUGUUAAUAAUAAAAUAAAAUAAAUAAUUCGUGAACAUUAUCGUCAUUUGUUACGAACAAUUAUUGCUAAAUGACGUCACAAACAGUACAACAGUUUUUUGCAGAUUAUUUCAAAACAAUGUUGAUUAAAGGAUCAUAUGUCGACUUUUUGGAUCCUUCUUAUUUGGAUACUUCAGAUCUCAAAAAUUGGCCAUACCAACACUAUGAUACAUUAGAAAACAAUAAUUUACUGCAAUAUGAUACUGCUACUCUUAAUGGAAUUAUCAUGGAGAAUAAUUAUUUAAAAUAUCGCCUCCGAAAAACUCAAACCACGAAACUUUGUAAUGUAUUGGAUAUUCAAACUAGUAGUACACAAAGUCUAAAUGAAACUGUUAAUACGCAUUGUAAUAUUAGUAAAGAUAGUUCUAUUGGAUAUGGAGAAAGGAGUCUUCAAGAAGAUGAAAUUCCAAAGGAUUUUUUGCACGAUUUUUUAUAUUUGAUGGAAGCAACAAAACACUUACCUAUCAGAACUCAAAAUAUUGUUAUUUUACACUUUGCUGCUGAGCAUCGUGAACGAAUGAAUAAGUAAAGUACAGUGCUGAAGUAAAUUAGUUAUAUUAAAUUAGUUUAUAUUGUAACAACUUUAUUGUCGAUUCAUAUUUUUAUAUUAUUGUAAUAAAAAUUAUAUUCAAUGUUAAUUGAAAAUAUUAAUUUUUUUUUGUAUCUUUGAGUACUACAAGCAU
Molecule: messenger RNA, 787 nt
Organism: Phymastichus coffea
Lineage: Eukaryota; Metazoa; Arthropoda; Insecta; Hymenoptera; Eulophidae
Exons: 3
Coding region: 136-633 (165 amino acids)
Source: RefSeq, a predicted model, not a curated record